Messenger RNA from Anneissia japonica, 349 nucleotides. RefSeq lists its product as uncharacterized. The transcript has 2 exons. The annotation marks the transcript as partial. NCBI's taxonomy places the organism in Eukaryota, Metazoa, Echinodermata, Crinoidea, Comatulida, Comatulidae. The record is from RefSeq and is a predicted model, not a curated record.
UGCAAGGAGCAUGUACAACAGUUGAAGAGGGAGAUGUCGAAGUUAAGCCACCGCAACUAUGGGUUGAUAGGCAAUUUAAUGGAGGCCAAGUAUAUGUACCGACGUAAACGAAUUCUUGAAAAUCCAGUGUCAAUAAACAACGUCGUGCAGGAAUAUCCUGCUCUUCAGUUAAUGUCAGAGAUCAAAGCUGAAUUUGCAAGAAUAUUAGGAAAGGAGAAAAUAGUUAGGAAUAUGACAGCUGCCUUUAACACCAUGGAGUCAAAUGUAUUUCGUCUUGCCAUGGCUAAGGGGGCUCUGAAAGACAGCAACAUUAAGAACCACGUUGAGGAAUUUCCCAGCAGAAAAUCAG